AUGGCCAGCGAAACACCAAGAGUCGACCCCACCGAAAUAUCCAACGUCAAUGCCCCCGUAUUUAGAAUAAUAGCGCAAAUCAAGUCACAACCCACUGAGUCUCAACUGAUCUUGCAAUCGCCAACCAAAUCAUCGAAAAACGACAGCGAGAUUGAAAUGAUCACCUUAAAUAAUAUCCGUGUAUCUAUGAAUAAAACAUUCGAGAUAGAUUCGUGGUAUGAAUUUGUUUGCAGGAACAAUGAUGACGGCGAACUAGGGUUUUUGAUUCUAGACGCUGUACUAUGCAAAUUCAAGGAGAACGAAGAUUUAAGCUUAAACGGUGUGGUCGCUUUACAAAGACUUUGUAAGAAAUACCCGGAAAUAUACUAG
Molecule: messenger RNA, 369 nt
Organism: Saccharomyces paradoxus
Lineage: Eukaryota; Fungi; Ascomycota; Saccharomycetes; Saccharomycetales; Saccharomycetaceae
Gene: RFA3
Product: Rfa3p
Exons: 1
Coding region: 1-369 (122 amino acids)
Biological process (GO): DNA replication; DNA repair; DNA recombination
Cellular component (GO): nucleus
Molecular function (GO): DNA binding
Source: RefSeq, a predicted model, not a curated record